Gracilinanus agilis (Agile Gracile Mouse Opossum) is the source of this 864-nucleotide messenger RNA. RefSeq names its product glial cell derived neurotrophic factor (gene GDNF). Lineage: Eukaryota; Metazoa; Chordata; Mammalia; Didelphimorphia; Didelphidae. The transcript is spliced from 3 exons. The record is from RefSeq and is a predicted model, not a curated record. Gene Ontology annotation, molecular function: receptor tyrosine kinase binding; growth factor activity; glial cell-derived neurotrophic factor receptor binding. Gene Ontology annotation, biological process: peripheral nervous system development; positive regulation of branching involved in ureteric bud morphogenesis; negative regulation of neuron apoptotic process. Bases 61 to 687 code for a protein of 208 amino acids.
GUCCAACUGGGGGUCUGCCGAGACCGGAUCAGAGGAGCCGCCGCUGGACGGGAAUCUAAGAUGAAGUUAUGGGAUAUUGUGGCUCUCUGCCUGGUACUGCUCCACACUGUGUCCGCCUUCCCUCUGCCUGCUGGUAAGAAGCAUCCCGGAGGGCCAGAAGAAGAGUACUCCCCCAACCGACUGGCUCCCUAUGCUGUGAGAAGUGACUCAAAUAUGCCGGAGUAUUAUCCUGACCAGUUGGAUGAUGUUGUGGAUUUUAUUCACAACACAAUAAAAAGACUAAAAAGAUCACCACCGGACAAACAAGCAGAAUUGUUUCCUCGGCGGGAGAGGAACAGACAAGCUGGAGCAACCAACGCAGACAGGAAGAGGCAGAGGGGACAGAGGGGCAGAAACCGGGGCUGUGUCUUGACCGCUAUACAUUUAAAUGUGACAGACUUGGGUUUGGGUUAUGAAACCAAAGAAGAACUGAUUUUUCGAUACUGCAGCGGAUCUUGUGAUGCAGCCGAGACCACAUAUGACAAAAUAUUAAAAAACUUAACCAAAAAGAAAAGGCUGGUGAGUGACAAAGUUGGGCAGGCCUGUUGCCGGCCCACCGCUUUUGAUGAUGACCUGUCAUUUUUAGAUGAUAAUUUGAUUUACCAUAUACUGAGAAAACAUUCCGCUAAAAGGUGUGGAUGUAUCUGACUCUGUUUCCGGGAGACGGCUAUGUAUUGCAUUCCUGCUACAGUGCAAAGAAAGGGACCAAGGUUCCCAGGAAAUGUUUGCCCAGAAUGGAGAAUGAGGACCAAGGAUGAAGAUGAAGGAGGAGAAACAGGCAGAAGUCAGCCAUCAUGGGAGCCUGGUGGAGGGAGAUCCAGCUAA